AUGAUUGAAUACUUACAAUUAGGAUCUACUAUAGCGACUAUAUCAUUAAGCAUUGCACUUGGAACACUAACAAUAAUAUCGAAUCAACAAAAUGUAUAUCAUUUGAUAUUAACAAUCAGUUCAUUUAUUAUUCCAUUAUAUUCAAUAAUCCCAAUCAUUUAUUCCAAUGUUAUCUCUAUAUCAAUACAACUAAUAUUUUCCAUUUUCAAUAUAAUAUCCGGUAUAUUAUUCAUAAUCAAUGUUCCUCAUAAACAACUUUAUUAUAUCCCAAUCACAAUUAUAUUUAUUGUUAAUUUGGUGUUUCUUAUAGCUUCAUUUAUAAUGUUACUACUGUGGAUGAUCAUACUGAAAACAGGUUUAAAUAAUACAAACGAAGAAUCAGAAAUUUAUCUGAAUGAUUUGAUUUCCAAAAAGACUUCUGAAGCAACUUUAUACAAUACCAACCCAGCCAUCAUAGCCAACAACAUCAAUACUGAACCAUCUUCAGAAUAUUCAAUGGAAAAUGAUUGGAUCAAUUCUAAAGAUAAAAUAACUCUUGCUUUACCUCCAAAUGCCACACCAAUAAAUUGUGAUUUUAGUUAUUAUUUGGGAAGUAAUGCCAAUUCAGUACGCGGAGAUUUAGAUAAUGCAAGAAGUAUACUCAUGGUCAACCUAGAGGAUCAAGACACCAAGGCAAAUCAACAAUUGAAACGACAACGAUGGAAAUCUAUUCAUGAUGAGAAGAUUAUGAUUGCAAAUUUGAAUCAAAAUUUAUUACCUGGUGUUCUUAAACAGAAUAUAUCUGAUGAUUAUAGCAACACAUUAACUGGGUUAGAAAAUAUACCUUCUAGCACAAAUUUGACCACCGCAAUAGUGAGAAAAAUUGACGGCACACCAACAAAUAUCCCUGAAAUCAAUAUGGAAGAACUCAAUAAUUUGCAACAGAUAUCUGGCUACAAUAUUAUCGAUGGAAGCUCCAAUUUGAUUGAUGGAUCACAAUUAUUUGAUAAAAAAACGAGUAUCAAGAGUGAACUUUAUCAAGGAGAAUAUUUGUUGCCUCCAAAUGAAGUUGUGGAAAAUAUUGAUCAAUUAAGUGAUAUUACUUCCAAGAGACCUUCAAUUCUGAAUCGAAGUUUCAGUGAACCUUCAUUAUAUGAAAAUGGUGCACCUUCAUUAUACACUUUCAGAAAAUCAAGUAGUCCUAAACCUAUCAUUACUCCAGUAUCCACCAAUAUUGAAGAAUUUCAAUUUGAAAAUGAAAACAAACUUGCACCUGAACCAAAGACACCACCUCAACAACAACAACAACAAUCAAGAUCUAGACAACCAUCAACAAGAACUUCACCAAUAAGGAAAUUCUUACAUGACAGUAGUCCUAAACGAAUUUUCAAAUCUAGAUCGGUAGUCGGACCAAAUUUCCAUAAACAUUCAAAUUCAACAAUUUCCAAUACAAUGUCUUUGAAAUCUUCAUUUUCAUCUUCGAGAUCAACAUCACCAAAUAAAUUGAAAUCAAUACUCAAAUUACAUAAACAUAGUACCAGUGUACCCAAUUUCCAAUUCCAUGACAAUUCAUGGACUCAUUCACAUCCACAUCAGCAACAUUCAUGGUAUUUGGAUAAACAUAGUUUCCAUUCAAGUCAUCAUCUGAAAGUAAUUGCUGAACCUAUUGAUUUAUGGGAUAUUCAAACUACAAAUUUUGAUAUUAAUGAUGUAUACGAAGUACAACCAUUUGCAUUAGCACAACCACCACAAAUAUCAUCAUCAUCAUCCGCACAACCCAAAGAGAAAGAAAGUAGAACCAAAAAAGUUAAAAACAAUGAACAAGACAAAGAUGAUGACGAAGAUGAUGAAGAUGAACAUCAUCAAACAAAUCAAGAAUCAAGAAUUAGUAGUUUACCUAGUCAAGUGUUUGGUGAAUAUGAUAAAGAAAAAUGGGAUACUUUAAAAACAUUAGGAAAUAAAAAUUCUCAUACAGUAGCUGUAUAG
Molecule: messenger RNA, 1965 nt
Organism: Candida albicans SC5314
Lineage: Eukaryota; Fungi; Ascomycota; Pichiomycetes; Serinales; Debaryomycetaceae
Exons: 1
Coding region: 1-1965 (654 amino acids)
Source: RefSeq, a predicted model, not a curated record